Schistocerca americana (American grasshopper) is the source of this 2333-nucleotide messenger RNA. RefSeq names its product kelch-like protein 28. The transcript is spliced from 11 exons. NCBI's taxonomy places the organism in Eukaryota, Metazoa, Arthropoda, Insecta, Orthoptera, Acrididae. Gene Ontology annotation, molecular function: protein binding. The record is from RefSeq and is a predicted model, not a curated record. The coding region runs from base 64 to 1869 and encodes 601 amino acids.
GACACUGCAUAUCCGGCUGAGUUAGUGUUUUGUUCGAGGCGUCUCGCGGAACUGUCAGCAGGUAUGGGCCAUGUACUGUACCAUCAUGACAAAUUGCACGCUAACAUAGUUCUCCAGAAUGUGGCCCUAUUUCAACAUUCAAAGGAGUUAUGUGACAUCACACUCAUUGUAGAGAAUGAGGAGAUAAGAGCUCAUAAAAUUGUUUUAGCAGCUUCAUCUCUAUAUUUUAGGACUAUGUUUUGUGGAAGUUUAAUGGAAAGCCACCAAGAAAAAAUAGUUCUCCAUGACAUUGAACUACCUACCUUUCAAGAAAUCAUACAUUUUAUGUACACAGGUCAAAUAAAGAUUUCUGAGGAAAAUAUUUAUUCUGUGAUCAGUAUGGCAGAUUUCCUACAGAUUCCAGCUUUAAGCCACCCCUGCUGCCAGUAUCUACAGACAAGUCUCUGUGUAGACAACUGCCUAUCAGUGUACCAGACUGCUAUAGAUAGUGGUUACAAUGAUCUUGCCCAUGAAGCUUUGCGCUGCAUACUUCGUAAUUUCUCAUCGGUCUGUGAACAGCCUGAAUUCUUGGAUGUAACUAUUGAACUGUUGUCAGAUAUUCUUUAUUCAGAUUACAUAAACAUUGAUGAUGAAAGUAGGCUACUUGAGAUAUUUAUUCGUUGGAUAAAAGUUGAUCUAGAGAAGCGUGCACAACACAUUCCUUUGAUUCCAAAAAUGAUUUGUUUGGAUGCAGUACCAAUGGAAAAGCUUAUCUCAGUAAAAAUUGAUUCAGUUAUGUUCAAGACUGAGCUUCGUUCUAUAAUGGAUAAAUGUAUUGAUAAAAUUUUGACUGUAAGAUAUGAUGAUCCAGAACAAAACGACCUUAUACUGAAUGAAAAGAGACCCUGCAAAUUUUUUCGAUACCAUGCUGAGCAACAGGUGAUGUUAGUCAUAGGUGGAAAAAUGGAUGAUACAACCACUCAUGCAAGUGUAGAAUGUUUUACUCCUGGAUUCAGUCAAUGGAGUUAUCAUCUUCCUGGACACAAAAUAUGCAUAAAGAGUAUGCGCCAUGCACGAUCUUCAUUUGCUACAGCUGCCAAAGAGUAUGAUGUGUAUGUCAUUGGAGGGAAAGGUGAGUCUGGUCUACUGGACACAUUUGAACAUUAUCAUGUGAAAUGCAACACAUGGAAUUUGUUACAAAAUAUUCCUAAAGCAGUAGAGGGUGCAGCUGCUGUUAUUGCAAAUGGAAAACUUAUUGUAACAGGAGGUCGAUCAAUGACUUGUUAUGAAUCUUCUACAUGGGUCUUUGACAAUACUGUGAAUAAAUGGCAGCAACUUGAAUCAAUGAAAAUUCGCCGUGGCUUUCACUCCUGUGUUUGUGUAGGGGGCAUGGUAUAUGCUUUAGGAGGCAUUGGUGGAGAUUCCCCAACCGCAGAAGGAUGUAUAUCAAAAGUUGAGAGACUUGACAUUUCACAAACUGCAUGGUACUUUGUGGCUCCCAUGGUGCAGGCACGUGCUCACUUUGGUUGUGUGGCAAGUGGUCAGUCCAUUUAUGUUGCUGGAGGCACUUCUGAUGAGAUAUACCUCAGAAGCAUUGAAAGGUAUGACACAUCAACAGACACAUGGUGUGUCCUGAAGCCAAUGCAAAUACCCCGAGCGUAUUUUGGAAUAACAGUUUUCCACAAUCGAAUUUAUUGUGUGGGUGGCAGUGAUAGUGUGCAUGAACUCAAUACAGUAGAGAAAUAUAAUCCAAGCACUGACAUGUGGCACUGUGUUAUUUCCAUGAAUGUCAAACGUGUGUCACCAUCUGCUGUAACAGUGUAUAUUCCAACAUUUCCUGGUGAGCUGCCGCUCGGAAAUGUCCGGCGAAUCGGCGUAAUCAUCGAGUGAGAGGCAUCGUGUUGCAGUCCUGGUGGGUGUACAUCGCCCACAACACGAUGCAUGUCGAUCACAAAAUCCAGCGUUAGGUGCUGGGCUGAAGUCAUUGUUCGAAUGCUGUGUCAAUGUAAUACAUGCGAAAAUAACUGACGUGGAGGUCGCAGACACAGUAAAACAGCGAAAAUGGAAGACGUUACAACUCGGGGUCACCAGUGAGGAGGAUUACCGGGUUGGUUGCACCAGUAAUUACACCCUUUUAGCAGUAGUUCAUUUAUUAACCUUAUCACAUACAAGGAUCACAAAUAACUGAACUAAACAUGGCAGAACAGCCAAAGAUAAAGCUUAGAGUUCAAAGAUGAAUGCAUAUUGAUGUUGGUGUCAAUUUCAUCAGCGCCACAAGUGUUUCUAUGCAACACAUAUAAGUUAGCUACAGGGGAGUGGUUGCCUUUCUUUAUUUUGUGUAAUUUUUUAUGGCU